Messenger RNA from Soboliphyme baturini, 339 nucleotides. The record is from the annotation of a GenBank genome assembly. Lineage: Eukaryota; Metazoa; Nematoda; Enoplea; Dioctophymatida; Soboliphymatidae.
AUGGGAGGCAAAGAUCCGUCAACUGAAAGGCGGUUCGAAGAAGCGGGCAAGGCGGCAGUCAAAGCAGCGGCUAAAACCAAAGUUGAUUCCUGGGAGAAGUUGGGUGAGGUGUUGGAGUCGAAUUUCCACAUGGCAAGCAAGGUAUUCUGGGAGACCAUUCGCCGACACCGAGACGAGUCGCUGGCCUUAGGCGUCUCGACAUGGUCCGUAAUACUAAUAUCCGGAACAGCCUUUGUGCGAUGGCUUAGACACGUAUUGCUAAUGCCUCCAGAAAAGAAGGCUAAGCAACUAGUGCUUGCCCAGCUAACCGGCAAAAGGCAGAUUGACGGCAAAGAUUAA